UAUCAAUCUCUCUUAAAAAUAGCCUUUCAUUUCCAAUUUGUAUUUAUUAGUAAUGUCGAUCGAUAAGUGUGUUACAGGGCAAAACAUCCAACCAAUCCCCUCACAGGAAAGUUUUAGGCCAAAUGACAUAAACAAGGAAGAGUUUUACAUCAAACACUCACAACUCAUAGAAGAGGUCCGAAAUCUUUGUAAGAAUGGUCCAUUUAAAACCUUGGAUAUGGUUGAUGCUCUCCGUAAACUUUGCAUCAACCAUCACUUUAAAGAGGAGAUCACAUCCAUCUUGAAAAUGUUUCACACCCAAAUGCCAUAUGUAGAUGACUAUACCGAUGCUCAAACUCUUUGCGACGUUUCCAAUCGUUUUAGGAUCCUUCGUCAAGAGGGAUACAUUGUUUCAGCAGAUGUUUUUGAGAGAUUUAAACAAAAGGAUGGAAACUUUAAGCAAGAAAUGGCACAAGAUGUUAAGGGUCUAGUUGCAUUAUAUGAAGCAUCACAAUUGAGCAUAGAAGCAGAACAUAUUCUUGAGGAGGCUGCAGAAUUUAGUAGCCAUGCUCUUAAAGAUGAAAACUUGCCGUUUCUUGAUCAAGAUGAAACCACUAUGGUUAGAGAUACAUUAGAGCAUUCUUAUCAAAGAACCCCUUCAACUUUCAAGGUCAAGAAAUUCAUUAAUCUAUUCUUUGGAUCAGCCAUAUCUGAUCUAGCUAAGUUGGAAUUGGCUAUAGCUCAACACUUACAUCGAACGGAAGUAGAAGAAAUCUCCAAAUGGUGGAAGGACUUGGGAUUGGCUGAUGAGUUCAAGCUAGCAAGGAACCAACCGAUGCACUGGUACUUAUGGCCAAUGGCUGGCAUCACUGAUCCCUGCCUGUCCGAACCAAGAAUUGAGCUCACAAAGGUCAUUGCAUUAGUCUAUAUAAUUGAUGAUAUUUUUGAUGUUUAUGGAAAGCUGGACGAACUGGUAAUCCUCACAGAAGCAGUGCAAAGAUGGGAUCGUAACACUCUUGCACAACUCCCAUAUCACCUACGGAUCUGUAUUCAGGCUCUCUACGAUGUCACACAUGAAAUUAGUGACAAGAUAUACAAGAACCAUGGCUUCAAUCCCAUAGAAUUUUUAAAACAAGCGUGGACAAGCCUUUGUGAAGCAUUCCUAGUCGAGGCAAAGUGGUUUGCUUCUGGUUACAUGCCAACGGCAGAGGAUUACUUUAAAAAUGGGAUUAUUAGUUCGGGGGCAAAUGUCGUGAUAGUUCACAUGUUUUUCCUCCUCGGAGGUGGCACUAGCAAAGAAAGCGCAAACACUAUUAACGACAACCAAGGCAUUUCAUCUUGUCUGGGGAAAAUUCUUCGACUUUGGGAUGAUUUAGGAAGUGCUAAGGACGAGGAUCAAGAUGGUAAUGAUGGAUCAUACGUGACGUAUUACAUGAAAGAAAACGAAGGGAGUUCAGUUGAAAGUGCAAGGGAACAUGUGAUGGAAAUGAUAAACAACACUUGGAAGCAACUGAAUAAGGAAUGCCUCUCCCCAAGUCCAUUUUCUGCUACAUUUAUAAACGCAUGUCUCAAUCUUGCAAGGAUGAUUCCUCUUAUGUACAAUUAUGAUGAAAAUCACACCCUUCCUCUACUUAAGGAUUAUAUAAGUUGCAUGUUUUAAUGGGAAUGUUUCAUCUUUCUCAUAACAAA
This is a messenger RNA of Erigeron canadensis, 1668 nucleotides long. Its product is annotated as (3S,6E)-nerolidol synthase 1-like. The coding region runs from base 53 to 1639 and encodes 528 amino acids. Gene Ontology annotation, biological process: diterpenoid biosynthetic process. The record is from RefSeq and is a predicted model, not a curated record. The transcript is spliced from 7 exons. NCBI's taxonomy places the organism in Eukaryota, Viridiplantae, Streptophyta, Magnoliopsida, Asterales, Asteraceae. Gene Ontology annotation, molecular function: terpene synthase activity; magnesium ion binding.